UUUUUUUUUUUUUUUGGAUAUUUAGAGUACAUGGUUCCCAGUUUGAAUGCUUUGAACAGCAUUUACCUUACACCGUCAACAAGUAACCAGCAACAUACUAUUUAUAGUAAAACCAUGCAAAUAUGAUGGGAAGGCAUAUGAGAUUGAAAGUGCAUUCAGCAGAUCAUUGCAAUGUGACUUUUGAUGUGUAUUUCAUUGUUACCCCUCAUAUUCACGGCACACUUUAGGAGCUCAAUGAAAGCAUCAUUUUUUGCAUGUCAAAACAAUACCAGAAAGUAAAACAAAAUGUGCAGAAAAGUGAAAAGCAAAGGGAAAACGGCAUCACAAGCUCACACUUGAUUGAAACGCAGAAUAAAAGGAGUGUCGCAAAUUAAUUAGUAGUUAUGGCCAUGAAAAAUGUGGUGCAAAAUCAUUGCUGCUAAUAAAAUCUGUUGUAGAGAUAAAAUAAGAUCAAAGAUCUUUUGCAAUACUUCAUUGUUUUGUAAAUAUAUGUGGCAUGGAUUUGACUCUAUAACAUAGUGGCUGAAUGUUACCAGAAAUUCAGUGAUCAGAAAUACAAAUCUUUAGUAUAAGCUACAUUGAAAUGGAUGAUAUGUUUAUAUUUUUAAAUGAAUGACGUGUCUUGCAAAAUAACUCCAAUUGGGAUCUUGCCCAUAGGGCAACGAAAUAGUCAGUAACGGCCCUGGCUGUUGGCUACAUUAAUGUGUAACACGGCAUGUCAGUAUGAAGUCACACCGCCAGCAACUUUGUUGCCACAUGUCACCAGCCAUUGUACUGGUUGGUUUAGUGAACAUUCCUAGUUCUCUUAUGCCUAGUAACUGUUAUAGUAUGAGAUCUUAGGUGUUGAUAAUGAGGUUUAUGUUAUUCUGUUUGAAAUCAAAUCAGUUUUAUAUUGCUAAAUAGCCAGCUCUUAUUGAACAUGAGCUCAGGUCACCUUAAGAAAGAUGCAACAUGAUGGAAAAUGCAUUUAUGUAUAUGAUUUACUAUGACCUUGGCUGAUCACAGAUAUUCUUCCAUUGUGUCAUUGAUAUGUGUAUUGAUGUCCAAACACAACAGAUUUGUUUCCAUUAAGUCGUAGACCAUAUUGAUCCCCCAGUACACACACUUACAGACAAAAUAUCAUCAAAUUCCAAUUAUCCAGGUAGGCUACUGUAUAAAAUUGUAAACAUACACACACAUACAUAUACUUACACACAUAUUCAUUUCUUGGAGGCUUUCUUUGAUAUUUUACUGACUGUUUUUAUACGUGGCUAAUUAUCCCCUAAUCCGACCUCAUACCUUUCUUAAGUUUUACAUUUUUAUUAAUACAUUAUGUUUAUUUAUUCAUAUUUUUUGGUCUGGGGACCAUUGGCUGGCACCCACAAUGGAAGUGAUUGUGAUUUGGGGUUUUACUAGAUGCUUGUCCCUGAAAAGCAAGGGCCCUUAUACUAACAGCACAAACACACCGAAACGCUUGAGGAAAAUCUCUCUCAAUAACAGUAAUAUGUUUUUAAAAUAACUAGAGGUACUUUUCCAAUAACAUGUGUUUUAUUGUAGAUGUUUAUCUAACUAGGCCGCAAAACAUAUUCCUAAACGAGUAUUGCCAGUGUUUAUCCAGUGCAGCAGUGGUGUUAUUAGGAAAUCAGUCACACUGUGGAUGUUUCCUCGGUGCGCGCUCUGGUCGGACUGAGAUUGUGCUCGCAGAGUCGGCCGCUCGCGCCGGUAGACACACGCCACCCGCUCCCAGCUCCUGCUGCCACACCCCCUUUCUCACGAGCGCUGAAUGGUACGUCCCGGUGAUGCCGAACGUGUCAGACAGUAAGAAAUCCGUGAAGACUUGAAUUUGAAUCCUAACCGUUCAGAAUACGACGCUCCCUCCGCGUGCGAGUGUGCUUGUAUAUGAGCUGCCGCAUCCCCUUUCACUCAGCAUCCGCUCUCGCGCGUUUCCCGGUAACCGAGCACCGUGCUUCUGCCGUCUCACCGGAGUCACCGCGUCUCCGACAGAGGCGCUCUGCUUUCUGAAGGAUAAACGCCAGGAUUCGGUGCCGGACCCUUUUCCCACAUAUCUACAAGCGAUUAAAUGAUCUAUCCGGGGAUUUUACACUGAAUCAUGCUUAGCGUUGACGAAGAGACCGACGUCCGGUGAUUGAAGGGGAAUGUGGCACAAAUGGAGCUGCGUGUCUCUCUGACCAGAAAUGAAAUGUGCAUUGAGUGAGUUUAUGAGAUUUCUGAGUGUGUGAUAUUGUGAAGAGAACAGAGAUGGACGAGAAGCUGUACCAAUCUCUGGCGCGGCCCCACCCCGGCCUGGAGCUCAGUUACUCCAGCUCAUCUGAUGAAGAGGAUGGUACCAACCUUCAUCACAAACACUACAGAGAGGCGCACACCCGCCCGGAUUACGAGCCUGACCGCAGAUUUACCUACAACAGCCACAAAGUCCGCAGGAAACCCUUGGAGCAGCCCCAGAAAGAUUUCUCGGACCCCUCCAAGACUGCGUUCCCUGAUUUCCAGACAGAGCUUCACGCAGCCAAUCAGGAGCUUGCGUACCCUGGAGGCGUGUCUGCAAGUGUCCCCUCUGAUCCUGAAUCCGAGGGUGGCGCCUCUCCUGACCACGCCCUGCGGUUGUGGAUGCAGGAAGUGAAGUCAGAGCACAGUUCCUGCCUGUCAAGUCGAGCGAACUCCGUUCUGUCCCUUACUGAUACGGAACAAGAGCGCAAGUCUGAGCCAGAGAACGAUCUCCCUUCCAGCCCUGUGGCUCAGUUCACCUUUCGACCCCUGCCCCCUCCUCCUCCACCGCCCCACGCGUGCACCUGUGCCCGUCCAGCACCGGCUCCCCUUCCAGAGGUGGUGCAGAGGAGCACGUUGCCCGCCCGAUGCCAACCGCUGGAAUCCGGGAACAAAGCUGGACAAGAUGACAACGGGCAGACGCACAAUACCUGGGCGCUGAACAGCAACAUACCACUAGAGACCAGGCACUUCUUGUUCAAGCAUGGUUCGGGUUCGUCUGCCAUUUUCAAUGCGGCCAGUCAGAAUUACCCUCUGACAUCCAGCACGGUGUAUUCGCCACCUCCGAGGCCUCUACCCAGAACCACCCUCUCCAGACCGCUCUUCUCAUUCAGUAAACCCUAUCGCUGCUGUAACUGGAAAUGUACGGCUUUGAGCGCCAGCGCAAUUACGCUGACUCUUGCUCUACUGCUGACGUACAUCAUCGUUGUUCAUCUGCUGGGGUUGCCGUGGCAUCUGAAGCGAGUGGAAGGAGAGCUCUAUGAGAACGGUAUGAGUAAAGAUGAUCAGCCUCUGCCGGGAGCCGAUUUCACCUUCACUCCUGUUCACCUGCCAGGACUCAACACCACACAGCCAGAUAAAGAGGUGAUUCAGCGAGGCAGGGUGAUAGAGAGGGGAGAGGUGGCUGUCGGGACACAGCUGGUCCAAGCAAUUCCUCCUGGACUCUUCUGGAGGUUUCACAUUACGGUUCACCACCCCGAGUAUGUCAAGUUCAACAUCUCACUCACGCGGGAUGCUCUGCUGGGUAUCUACGGCAGGAGGAAUAUACCACCUACUCACACGCAGUUCUGUAGGAUGUAUGUUUUGGCAAGUAUUGGACAUAUAAAUAGGAGCUUGUUUUCUUCGGGGUGUAUGCCAAGGCUGUCAGCAUCACCUAGAAGACAGGGUAGAGUGCAGGGGGCUGCUGAGACACAAAGCACCAAGUUAUAUAUCGCCAAGUUGUGGACGUUUGACUUUGUGAAGUUGCUGGAUGGGAGACAGCUGAUAAAGCAGGAUUCCCGGAAUGUCAAAACUCCGAACCCUCCUCCACGGAGUCUGCUGGUGUCUGCCCUACAGGAGACAGGUUUUGUGGAAUACCUUGAUGUAGGCACCUGGUACCUGGCUUUCUAUAAUGAUGGUCGCAAAAUGGAACAGGUGGUAGUGUACAGCACACCCAUAGAAACAAUAGACGGUUGCUCCACUAACUGUAACGGUAACGGAGAGUGUGUCGCCGGACACUGUCACUGUUUUACUGGUUUCCUGGGGCCAGACUGUUCAAAGGACUCUUGCCCAGUGCUGUGUAGUGGUAAUGGCGAUUAUGAGAAAGGUGUGUGUGUGUGUCACACUGGAUGGAAGGGGGCGGAGUGUGAGGUGGAGGAAGGCCAGUGUAUUGAUCCCACCUGUUCCAACAAUGGAGAAUGUGUCAACGGAAUCUGUGUGUGUGCUCCUGCAUUCAAGGGCGAUAACUGUGAGCAAGUGGAUUGCGUGGAUCCCUUGUGCUCCGGUCGUGGUGUGUGUGUGCGCGGUGAGUGUGUGUGUUCCGCAGGCUGGGGAGGUGAGAGCUGUGAGACGGCACUUCCUGCCUGUAAAGAACAAUGUUCAGGUCAUGGAACGUACCAAGCCCAGACAGGGGUGUGUGUGUGUGAACAGGGCUGGAGUGGCGACGACUGCUCCAUAGAGGUUUGCCCUGUUCCCUGCAGCACCCAUAGUGUAUGUGUCGCUGGACGCUGCCAAUGUGAAGAGGGGUGGGAAGGGACCUCUUGUGACAAACAGGCAUGCCAUCCAAUCUGUGAAGAGCAUGGAGAGUGCAGGGAUGGACAGUGUGUCUGUCAGCCUGGUUGGGAGGGAGAGCACUGCACUAUUGCAGCACAUUACCUGGAUCUGUUUGAUAAAGAUGCAUGUCCUGGGUUGUGUAACGGUAAUGGGCGGUGUACGCUGGAGCAGAGUGGUUGGCAUUGUGUGUGCCAGUCGGGAUGGAGUGGUCCGGGCUGUAAUGUUGUCAUGGAAACCGAGUGCAAUGACAGUAAAGAUAAUGACAGCGAUGGUCUCAUGGACUGUGUCGACCCAGACUGUUGUAGUCAGCAGGUGUGUGUGAGUGCCCCGCUGUGCCAAGGCUCGCCUGACCCACGUGACAUCAUUCAGCAGAGCCACGCCCUUUUCGAGACACGCCCUUCACGUCAGUUCUUCGACCGUGUGCGAUUUCUCAUUGGACGGGACAGCACACACAUACUGCCAGGAGACCUGCCAUUUGACAGCAGUCGAGUGUGUGUAAUUCGAGGUCAGGUUUUGGCCUCUGAUGGAACUCCUCUCGUUGGCGUGAAUGUCACGUUUCAGCAUAACCCUGAAUACGGAUACACACUCAGCCGACAAGAUGGCAGCUUUGAUCUUCUGGCAGUGGGCGGAAUCUCUGUUACUCUAUUUUUCCAGCGAGCCCCAUUUUUGUCCCAGAUUCGUUCUGUCUGGCUUCCUUGGAACCAGUUCAUGGUCCUGGACCGAGUUUUUAUGGAAAGAGCUGAAUCCAAACUACCUGUCUGCGACCUGAAAAACCUGAUCAGUCCACACGCCAUUGUUCUCUCUGCCCCCCUCCCACGAUUCGCCGCUGACUGUGAGGACAGAGGAACUGUUGUACCUGAGCUACAGGCAGUCCAAGAGGAGGUGGUUAUCCCUGCUACAAUUCUGAAGUUAAGCUACCUCUCUACCAGAGCUCCAGGCUAUCGGUCUCUCCUGAGGGUGGUUCUGACCCACUCCACCCUCCCGCUGGGCUUGGCUAAAGUCCAUCUGUCUGUGGCUGUCCAGGGUCGGCAGCUUCUGAAAUCAUUUCCUGCAGCUCCAAACCUCAUAUAUGUUUUCUCCUGGAAUAAAACAGACAUCUAUGGACAGCAGGUCACAGGGCUGGUGCAGGCACACGUCUCUGUUGGAUACGAGUAUGAAUCGUGUCUGGACGUUGUGCUCUGGGAGAAGAGAGUUGCUCAGCUGCAGGGCUUUGAGCUGAUGCCAUCCAACCUGGGCGGAUGGACACUGAACCAACACCACGUCCUCAACCUGGAGAGUGGUAUCCUUCAUAAAGGUAAUGGAGAGAAUGUCUUUAUUUCUCAGCAGCCUCUGGUCAUUUCCACAGUGAUGGGGACAGGGGCGGUCCGUGCCAUCCCAUGCCCAAACUGCAACGGUCCAGCCGUGGAGCAGAAACUGUUUGCCCCUAUCGCUCUGGCCUGCGGUUCGGAUGGAAGUGUGUAUGUAGGUGAUUUUAACUACAUCCGCAGGAUUCUGCCCAACGGAUUCGCCAUCAGCAUCUUGGAGCUCAGAAAUCGUGACAUUAGACACAGCUCUAGUCCGGCUCAUAAGUACUACUUGUCUAUGGAUCCUGUGCGCGAGUCGCUCUACCUGUCGGACACCAGCAGCGGGAAGCUGUACCGCCUGAAGACUCUGACUGAACCGAAAGAUCUCAGCAGGAACGUGGAGGUGGUGGCUGGCAGCGGGGAGCAGUGCACACCCUUCCACCCCAACCAGUGCGGCGAUGGAGGCAAGGCCAUUGAAGCAGCACUCAGUAACCCCAGGGGUAUCGCAGUGGACAAACACGGAUUCAUUUAUUUUGUUGACGGAUCAACGAUCCGUAAGAUUGAUGACAAAGGAGUGAUAACAACUGUCAUUGGGUCAAACGGACUCACUUCCUCCCAGCCAAUCAGCUGCGACUCUCGAAUGGACAUCAGCCAGGUGCGUUUAGAGUGGCCCACAGACCUGGCAGUGAGUCCGCUGGAUAACUCUCUCUACGUUCUCGAUAAUAACCUUGUGCUCCAGGUGAGCGAGUCCCAGCAGGUGCGAGUGGUUGCUGGACGACCCAUCCAUUGCCCCAUGGCCAGUAUUGAACCGGUGCUUCUGGGGAAAACAGCAGUGCGGUCUGUGCUGGAGGGAGCGAAAGCAAUUGCCGUCAGCCACCAAGGGGCUCUGUUCAUCGCUGAAACUGACGACCGGAAGCACAGCCGUGUACAAGAGGUGUCCACAAACGGAGAAAUGGUUGUAAUCGCGGGGGCAACCAGUGAAUGUGAUUGUAAGAUUGACCCCAACUGCGAGUGUUUCUCAGGUGACGGAGGUUAUGCUCGUGACGCCAAGCUGAAGUCUCCCUCAUCUCUGGCAGUUUCUCCUAAUGGCUCCCUCUACAUCGCUGACCUCGGGAACGUGCGUAUACGUCGGCUCUCCGCUAACCAUCCACAGCUCACUCCCGAGGGGCUGUACGAGCUCACCUCGGUGGCAGAUCAAGAGCUUUACCUGUUCAGUCCAAAUGGUACUCACCUGUUCACCCGCAGCCUGGUAACCGGGGACUACUUACUUAACUUCACAUAUACUCCCGAGGGCCAUCUGAGCAGCAUAGCAAACAGGGAGGGCACGAUAGCGCAGUUGCGGCGGGAUGCUAAUGGCGUGCCCCUGUGGCUCGUAGCCCCGGGAGGCCAGGUUUACUGGCUGACUAUCAGCAAUGCCGGAAUGCUGAAGCGCAUCUCGGCUCUCGCGCAUGACCUCGCACAGCUCAGUUACUACGGCAACACAGGGCUGCUCGCUACCAUCAGCAAUGAGAACGGCUGGACUACUGUCUACGAGUAUAACUCUGACGGACACCUCAUCAACGUGACCUUGCCGACUGGAGAGGUCAGUAGUUUCCAUGGAAACAUGGAGAAAGCUGUCAGAGUGGAAGCCACUGCCUCGAACAGAGAAAACUUUAUUAUAAUUACAAACCACUCUGCAGAUAAUACCAUCUACACACUUCGACAAGCUCACUCUGUUAGUGUGUACGGUGUUCGAGAUGAUGGCUCUCUGUGGGUGACAUAUGCCAGCGGGAUGGACGUUACUCUCAGUACUGAACCAACCGUGUCAUCGGGGCUGUUGCCAGGGGCAUCGGCUGGCCUCGUCCAUCCCACAGUCGGACGGUGCAACAUCACAUUGCCAGGGGAACCAGCUCACAGCCUGAUAGAGUGGAGACAAAGACGUGAACAGGCCAAAGGGAAUUACACAGCAUAUGAACGGAGACUGAGGGCUCACAACAGGAACGUGUUGUCUAUAGACUAUAGUCAAGAGAGUCGGGUUGGGAAGAUCUACGAUGACCAUCGCAAGUUUACUCUGCGCGUUCAGUACGAUGACAAGGGCAGGCCUGUGCUCUGGACCCCCAGUAAAUACAAUCAAGUGCGAGUAUCGUACUCGAGCGAAGGUCUGGUCACCAGCAUACAGAGAGGCAACUGGACCGAGCGCAGGGACUACGAUAACGGGCGCAUCAUCACACGGACCUGGGCCAAUGGGAAGAUCUGGAGCUACACUUUUCUGGAGAAGUCUGUCCAGCUGUUGUUACACAGUCAGCGGCGCUAUACAUUUGAGUAUGAUCAGACAGACUGUCUGCUGUCAGUCACCCUCCCCAGCAUGGUGAGACACAGCCUGCAGACCUCUCUAUCUGUGGGCUACUACCGAAACACCUACACCCCACCCGACUCACCCACCUCCUGCUUCACGCAAGACUACGCCCAUGAUGGGCGCCUGCUCCAGAGCCUGUACCUGGGCACAGGCAGGCAUGUUAUCUACAAAUACAGCCGAGUGGCCCGGCUGGCUGAGAUCCUCUAUGAUUCAACACUUGUUACCUUCACCUACGACGAGGCAACAGGUGCUGUUAAAACCAUCCACUUGAUGCAUGAAGGAUUCGUUUGCACCAUCCGCUACAGACAGACAGGUCCUCUGGUGAGUAGACAAAUAUAUCGUUUCAGUGAAGAAGGAUUGGUUAAUGCUCGCUUCGACUACAGCUACAACAACUUCAGGGUCACCAGCAUGCAAGCUAUGAUCAACGAAACGCCACUUCCAAUUGACCUUUACCGCUACGUGGACGUGUCGGGACGAAUUGAGCAGUUCGGGAAGUUCAGCGUUAUCAACUACGACCUGAACCAAGUCAUCACCACGCAUGCCAUGAAGCACACUAAAAUCUUCAACCCAAACGGGCAAGUGAUCGAGGUUCAGUACGAGAUUCUAAAAUCCAUCGCCUACUGGAUGACACUGCAGUACGACAGUAUGGGACGUGUCACAAAUUGCGAUAUUCGCAUUGGUGUGGACAGCAACAUCACGCGGUAUGCGUACGAGUAUGACGCAGAUGGGCAGUUGCAGACAGUCGCCAUAAAUGACCGCCCACAGUGGCGUUACAGCUACGACCUAAACGGAAACAUCAACUUACUGAGUCACGGUAACAGUGCCCGUUUGACACCGCUACGCUACGAUCUCCGUGACCGGAUCACGCGUCUUGGAGAGAUCCAGUACCGCACCGAUGAGGACGGGUUCUUGCGUCUCCGUGGUAAUCUUCUCUUUGAUUACGGUUCGAAUGGACUGCUUUUGGGCGCCUAUGACCGGGACAGCGGACAGAGGGUAUGGUACCGUUACGAUGGGCUUGGGAGGAGAGUGGCCAGCCGCUGUAGUGAUGGAGCACAGCUGCAGUUCUUCUACGCUGAUCUGACGGAACCGACGCGGGUGACGCACCUGUACAACCACAGUAGUGCGGAGAUCACCUCCCUCUAUUAUGACCUUCAAGGACACCUCAUCGCCAUGGAGAUGAGCAGCGGGGAGGAAUUCUAUAUAGCAUGUGACAAUGCUGGAACUCCUCUUGCGGUUUUCAGUAGCCGUGGCCACGUGGUGAAGGAAGUUCGGUACACACCGUACGGAGACAUUUACAGAGAUUCCAACCCCACCUUUCCUCUUGUCUUCGGUUUUCAGGGUGGCCUCUAUGACUCUUUCACACGGUUGGUGCAUCUCGGUCGGCGCGACUAUGACGUUGUAGCUGGAAGAUGGACAACGCCAAAUCACGAAUUGUGGGCGGAGCUGAGUGUCAAUCCCAAGCCAUUUAAUUUGUAUGCAUUUAGGAACAAUUAUCCUCUGGGAAACUUACAGGAUGUAACCAGGUUCACAACAGAUAUCAGUAGCUGGCUGCAGCUCUUUGGGUUCCAGCUUCAUAAUGUGGUUCCAGGGUUCUCCAAACCAAAGGUGGAGAACACAGAGCAAACAUAUGAGAUGAUGGCCACACAGAUCCGCACACAAACUUGGGACACAAGCAAGAUCGUACUCGGCAUCCAGUGUGACCUUCAAAAGCACUUGAAAAACUUUAUUUCGUUGGAUCGCCUCCCCAUGACACCAGCCAAUGGGAAAAUCGGAGGUCGACAGGGCCGCAGGCCGAUUUUCUCAGCCGUUUCUUCAAUUUUCGGCAAAGGUGUGAAAUUCGCUGUCCGUGAUGGAGUGGUGGCGACUGAGAUAAUCGGCGUGGCAAGCGAGGACAGCCGUCGCGUGGCAGCUGUACUGAACGGUGCUAUAUACCUGCGAGGCCUCCAUUUCACGGUGGAAGGGCGCGACACACACUAUUUCACCAAGGCCGGCCCACUGGAGGCAGAUUUGGGAGUGGCCGGCGGCGGUGCCGGAGGCGGAGUCAGAGUGUUGGAGAAUGGGGUAAACGUCUCUGUGUCCCAGAUAAGUGCUAUGGUUGGAGGGGAAAUGCGGCGAUUCGCUGACAUUGUGCUCCAGCAGGGGGCCCUUAGCUUUAACAUUCGCUAUGGAGCAUCGCCGGAGGAAGAACGCACACGUGUGCUGGAGGCGGCGCGAAUACGAGCUGUGCAAGGGGCAUGGCUACGGGAGCAGAAGAGGGUCCUGGAGGGUGAGGGCGGAAGUUUGUCAUGGACUGAUAAAGAAAAGGAUGAGCUUAUUGCUGAGGGCCGUGUCUCAGGGUAUGAUGGGUUCUACGCUCUGCCUGUUGAACAACACCCCGAGCUAGCAGACAGCCCCUUCAACAUUCAUCUGAUCAGACAUGUGGAAACUGGUCGCAGGUAACAGCGGCACUUCAGCACACCUCUACACGCCAACACACCCCUUUAUACACUCCAAGCUACCACAUAUCUCUUCAGCUUUUUUUAGAACUCCAACCAAACGAAGUGAGAAAGACUCUAUUGCCUUUAAAAUGUGACAAAUGAUGGUAUUGAUUUUGGUUUUGCAUUCGUUGAUGCACUCUUAGCAAGUUCAGAUUCCUGUUUUUCGGUUUUGUUUCUUUCUAGUCUUUCUUGUUUUACAGUGGCUUAACCGUUCUUACUAAAGAACAAGCCUUGCUUGCCAAUCUAAAGGCGCAGAGAACGAUUCACCUGUGACUGUUCUAGACAUACAUUAAGGAGUCUUCAUCUCUACACAUGCUGAUUCUCUCACUUGAGUGUGUACAGUAAUCAUCCAACUUUAUGGGAAUGUCAAGUCAAAACUGGUUAUGGCAUUAAAUCUUGCAAACCUGAGGGGUUUCCUUGUGAUUACGUUGAGUGCUGGUAAAAGUUUCAGAAUUUUCAGUCGAUUUGCAUUCCAGGAUUUGCAUAGAAGGCUUUCAGGGCCUUCGCAGUUAAAAUGACACCCGACGUCAUUUGAACCCAACGUUUUAACAGCGCUCUGGAACCGUCAAAUUCACAACUGUGUUCUAGAGUCCCGGAGAAGUAUCGGACUCAAAAGUGUCACAAAACUUAACCCCUGGGCUGCAAGAGAUUCACAGUGUUUGGAGUCUUGGCAAGAGCUCACCACCAUCUUGUGUUGUUUCUGCUUAAUCGGUGUUGACGAAGCUGAGAGAAUUACGCCGCUGCUGUGGAAGACAAAUCUGUUCCUUUUUGCUAAAACUGUACAGUUUGCUCUUUUUUUUUUUUUUUUUUCCCAAUGUAGAAAUUAAAAAAAAAAUAAAAAAUAUGUAUGUGGAAAUUGUGCCUUCCUGGUCUGCUAGAAACGAUCACCUGAAACGGGCUUAGACAUAUCGUACAUAAACAACUUCAGUAUUCAUCACAUGCCUUAGUUAUAUGCAAUUAUUUAUUUUUUGAUUAUUUUAUUUUUGUUUUUUAUUUAUUUAUGUUUUUGGUGGGGAGGGGUUUGGCUAGCAGGAGCCAAAAACUUGAAUGCUAAUGCCUGCGAGGCGAAUUCUUGUAAACAUACCCCAGGAUAUAAACACAGUGGCAUAAACAUGUCCAGUUUACACUGAAUAUGCUGCUCUUUUUUUAUUUACUCUCACGUGAUUUCUCUCUUUUUCUGUUGCUUUUGAUGUACACUUAAUGUGAAACUCCCUUCACGUGUCUGUCAUUUCGGUUUCUGAAUGAGUGUCAAAGCUCCAACGUUUUGGAUUUAUCCUUUUCUGAUCCCUCUCGAAACUAGUUGGAGGCCUGAGGAGGAAGAUGUGUAAGGAAAUGAAAGAAUCACCUGCUGAAGAACGGUAUUUUUGUCUUUUCCAAACUAUUAAAGUCUGCAGCACUGUGGGUAGACGUUCUGUGUGUAGGACUCUUGAUAUGGACUUGUAUAUCAUUAAUGGACUAUUGUAGACUGUUUAUAGAUUCUGGACUAUUUAUAAAUGACACUCAAGAGAAUUAGGAGUAAAUGUAUUUUCUUGUGAAUUCUGUGGAUAUGCUGUACCAUCAAGCUUUGUAAUCUUAAUCUGAGAUAUAUAUUUGCACUGAAUAUAAGGUGAAGAGAUAAAUGCAUUAGACUGAAUUUUUAGAGCGUGCAAAUAUUUAACAGAUUUGUGCAAGAGUUGCUCUGAAGGCACGUUAUGUUUCCGACACUUUGCAGAUGUUCAUUUCAAUUGAAGUACGAUUACGUUGCACGAAGAAAAAAAUUGUGGCGAAAAUAUUUUCCUUUUUAUCUUAGUUUGCAUCUUUGUCAUUAUCACAAUCAUUGCUGAAGUGAAAAAAAAAGGAAUAUGUAAUUUUUUUCAUGAUCAAAUCAUUUUCCUCUCUCAAAAGUCAAGUACUAAAAAAACUUCAGUGUCCUCUCUUUGGCCAAACAAGUUCCUGUGGUGUAUAUUUGGCUGAUAGGCUUUAUGUACACAGAUUAAUGCAGUUUGUUAAACGAGCCUCAUUUAAAAACAAAGUACUUUGGGCAGUGGCCUUUUUAUAAAUAAAAAUGCAAAUUUAACCCUU
Megalobrama amblycephala (Wuchang bream) is the source of this 12668-nucleotide messenger RNA. RefSeq names its product teneurin transmembrane protein 1 (gene tenm1). Gene Ontology annotation, molecular function: protein homodimerization activity; cell adhesion molecule binding; protein heterodimerization activity. Lineage: Eukaryota; Metazoa; Chordata; Actinopteri; Cypriniformes; Xenocyprididae. The record is from RefSeq and is a predicted model, not a curated record. Bases 2239 to 10569 code for a protein of 2776 amino acids. Gene Ontology annotation, biological process: neuron development; heterophilic cell-cell adhesion; signal transduction. The transcript is spliced from 34 exons. Gene Ontology annotation, cellular component: neuron projection; membrane.